AAUUAUAAACGACUUUCUCUCGAGCUGCAUGCGGUAGCGGAGAGCGCUCAAUAGAAUUCGGGUGGAGCGAGACAGCGGAUGACAAUACACUGGAUUUAUUUUUAAAAAGACAAUACGCGCUUUUUAAUUAUUUGUUAUUGAUAAAGUUGGUCUAUAGAAAGAAAACAGAUUUAAAAUGACUACAACGACAAAUUAUCAAGGAAUGGACCCCGGCUCAAAAAGCAGCUCGCGGGUGCUGAGGCCGCCAGGUGGAGACUCCAACAUCUGUUUUGGCAAUGGAAAAGAGGAGACAGUCCCUCAGCCCACCCGAAAAAACAGAACGGCCUCAAACAUUUUCGGGGUUCCAGAGGACCCUUAUGCUAGCAGGAGGAACAAUCCACCAGGAGGAAAGCCCAUGGGUAUUUUUGGGGAUGGUCAGUCUGUGGUACAGAAAAGAAACCCUCCUGGUGGACAGGCCAUUGGCGACGGUUCUGGAGAGCGUUCACCUGGGGAUGGUGAACAUGAAAGAGCAAGCACUGUUCACUAUCGCAAGUAGGAUUUGCCAAGAAAAUAAUUCUGAAGAGGUUGAAACUGUGCCGGAACUGAAGGAAGAGGCACCACAGCCUGCAGCAGCAGCAGCAGCAGCUGCACCCACUGUAGCAGCAGCAGGAGCAGGAGCCGCUGGUCCUCCUGGGCGAAGAAACCCUCCUGGAGGCAAAUCCAGUCUUAUCCUGGGUUAAUCUUGCCUCUGCAAACCGUGUCACUAUGUCUCUUCUCCCCACUCUUCUUUCUGUCUUUCUUUUUCUCACUCUCUCUGUCUGUCAAAUCUACCUUUACCUGUGUGAGCCACAGCAAUUGAAUCCUGCUCAUUGUUUUGUUUUUGACUAUUUUCUAAACAUCGGAAGCACUUUAUGUACCACCACCUUUCAUUUCAACCCCUGUCUCCUGUUAAGAAUUUAAUGCGUGAAUUUCUAAAAGACAAUAAAGAUUGAUAUGAAAAAAGUC
Acipenser ruthenus (sterlet) is the source of this 984-nucleotide messenger RNA. RefSeq names its product jupiter microtubule associated homolog 1-like. Gene Ontology annotation, cellular component: nucleus. The record is from RefSeq and is a predicted model, not a curated record. The transcript is spliced from 6 exons. NCBI's taxonomy places the organism in Eukaryota, Metazoa, Chordata, Actinopteri, Acipenseriformes, Acipenseridae. The coding region runs from base 276 to 719 and encodes 147 amino acids.